This is a messenger RNA of Ostertagia ostertagi, 774 nucleotides long. The record is from the annotation of a GenBank genome assembly. Lineage: Eukaryota; Metazoa; Nematoda; Chromadorea; Rhabditida; Trichostrongylidae.
AUUCUUGCGAACGAAAGCAGUACGACUGUCGGUGUGUUGGAAGCAUUUGACCCCGAGACCACGACUGGCACACAGCUCGUCGUGACAGCUGAAGAGCUUUCUGUGACCUCUGAGGUUCUACAUAUUGACAGUCCUGAGUCGACAACCUCAAUAACAGAUACGGUCGUUGAGACAGCACCAACAGAUUUUGAGGUGGAGGCCAGUGGAAGUGGAGAAGAAGGAUCGGGAGCAGAUGAUGUGGAAGGAAAGCGAGUUCACGGGAUUCGUACGGCCAGUGAUGUCUUGAAAGUUGCAGAAGGAAAGGGGCACGGACCUCUAGACACAUCGACACCGUGCUCAACGGACUUGAUGUUUGUGGUGGACACCUCGACCAGUGUUGAAGCCGAGUUCCAGCAGCAACUGCAGCUCGCCGUUGACCUGGUGAAACGACUCCCCGCCGACGAUUUCGAGCAUCGCAUUCGUGUCGGAGUGGUAGUGUUCAACUCGAAAGCCACUGUUGCACUUUCUAUGGGAGAACCUCGUUCAAGAUCAGCUCUGUUGGACUUAUUACUCACUCUGCGCUACUCCGGCGGAAGCACUUCAGUGGCCAGUGGGGUGAAUGCAGCCCUCGACGAGAUCGAACAGUACCGCAGAGGCAAUGCUCGCCUCCUGGUUGUGCUGCUAUCUGACGGUAACAGCCAAGAUCACUGGGAUGAAGUCAUCCGCUCAUCGAAUCGACUCCGCACUACUGGAGCCGAAGUCUACGCGGUGACGAUCAGCAAAGUCUAUAUGUUC